GACCGUAGUGUUUUACUGACAUAAAAUCUGAUAUUUUAAUAUUUCGUUUCAUAAAACAAAAUGAAGUUAAAUUCGAAAGAUGAAUUCGAUGAUUCUAUAGAAUUAACUAAAAUAGCUUUCAUGACAGCAGGCUUUGAACUAGGAGAGACUAAAUAUUAUUUUAUAAAAUGGUUAUAUUAUUUUAAUGUAUUAUGGCUUUAUAUUGAUGUUUUUGGAGAGUUCUCUUGGCUGGCGGAAGGUGUAAGGAUGGGUAAAGGUUUGGAUGAACUGUCGAUGAAUACACCAUGUUUCGCCAUGUGUUUAUUGGCAACUGCAAAGAUAUUACCGUUUUUUUUCAAUGAGCAAAUUUUUAAAAAAGCUGUACAAACGCUUAGAUCUAUUCAUCCGGAUGAAGGUGAAUCGGAAGACGUCGAUAGAAAAAUAGUUAUAGAGUCACAGAAGAUUUUGAAGUUGGUAAACAAAUUUUUCUUCGUUGCUACCAUGGGGGCUAUCGUUUUGUUUUGUUGUGAACCCAUUACGUUGAUGGGUUACGAAUAUUAUAACACGGGGGAUGUAAAGCUGAAGUUCCCUUUCCUGGUCCAAUAUGUUCUCUUCGAUGCGUACGCUAAUAUUACGAUAUGGAUUUUCAUGUAUGUACAUCAGAUUUGGUCUACUGUGAUCGUGUGUGUUUUUUUAUUCGCCGCAGACACGUUGUUUUACGCUUUUUGCAUGUUUCUGAGGAUGCACUUCCGGAUCCUUGGCCGCCAGCUCGAGAACGUCGUAAGUCCCUCGCCGGAAGAAACAAGGAAGAAUAUGCGGAAAUGUGUUCAAAAACAUCAGGAGUUGAUCGAAUUGGUGAAUCUUCUGGAGAUUUUGUAUUCAAAAUCAACGCUAUUCAAUAUAAUCAGCGGUUCUAUUUUGUUAUGCUUUGACGGAUUUACCAUUAUGGUGGUACAAAAGACAGGCACAAUGCUCAAGUUCGCUUCGUUCCUGCUAAUGAGUCUUACGCAAGUAUUCCUGCUUUGUUGCUUCGGCGACCUGCUAAUGUCAUCAAGUGUCCAAAUAAGUGAAGCAGUCUACAGCUGUAGGUGGUACGAUGCUGAACCAGCCAUCCGGAGCAGUGUCCUGAUCAUUUUAAUUAGGUCUCAAAAGCCGUGCAAAGUGACUGCAUGCAACUUCGCAGAUCUCAAUUUGUCUGCAUUUACUACGAUUCUCAGCCGAUCGUAUUCAUGUUUUGCUCUCCUGAAAACGAUGUAUGGAUGAAAUUACCUACCUAGA
Molecule: messenger RNA, 1257 nt
Organism: Maniola jurtina (meadow brown)
Lineage: Eukaryota; Metazoa; Arthropoda; Insecta; Lepidoptera; Nymphalidae
Product: odorant receptor 4-like
Exons: 7
Coding region: 61-1242 (393 amino acids)
Biological process (GO): sensory perception of smell; detection of chemical stimulus involved in sensory perception of smell
Cellular component (GO): plasma membrane
Molecular function (GO): odorant binding; olfactory receptor activity
Source: RefSeq, a predicted model, not a curated record